Messenger RNA from Punctularia strigosozonata HHB-11173 SS5, 396 nucleotides. RefSeq lists its product as uncharacterized. The record is from RefSeq and is a predicted model, not a curated record. The transcript is spliced from 4 exons. Lineage: Eukaryota; Fungi; Basidiomycota; Agaricomycetes; Corticiales; Punctulariaceae. Bases 1 to 396 code for a protein of 131 amino acids.
AUGUUCUUCACGCCCUCUAAGCUCUCCCUUGCCCUGUUGGCUUCUCCCUUUGCCGCGCUCGUCUUCGCCUCGCCCGUGAAGCUUUCGAUGCGCGACGUGUUCGUUCCGCCCAUCACCGCGCCCAUCGCCGGCGCUGUGUGGCCCGUCGGCUCGCAGCAGACCGUUACCUGGGACGUGUCCGACCCGCCUGAGGACAUCGCCAAUCCGAUCGGUACGAUCGUUCUCGCCAAGGCUGGCCUCGUUUUGGAUCUCGACGACCCACUUGCGACCGGUUUCUCCAUCCUCGACGGUAGCCACGUCGUCACCGUUCCCGACGUGACACCCGGCGACGACUACUCGCUCGUCCUGUUCGGCGAUUCUGGCAACUUCUCUCCGGAGUUCUCCAUCACGGCCUGA